This is a messenger RNA of Beta vulgaris subsp. vulgaris (sugar beet), 2308 nucleotides long. RefSeq names its product MACPF domain-containing protein At1g14780. Gene Ontology annotation, cellular component: plasma membrane. The record is from RefSeq and is a predicted model, not a curated record. NCBI's taxonomy places the organism in Eukaryota, Viridiplantae, Streptophyta, Magnoliopsida, Caryophyllales, Amaranthaceae. Bases 268 to 2100 code for a protein of 610 amino acids. Gene Ontology annotation, biological process: plant-type hypersensitive response; regulation of salicylic acid mediated signaling pathway. The transcript is spliced from 7 exons.
UAACACUUUCUUUCUUUUUUUUAUAAAAUUCCCCCAAUUUUAACUCAUUCUUUCUUCCUUCUUUCCAACAAUUCUCUGUCUUUUUUUGCUUUAUUCAUCCACAAAAUCAUCAUAGUCAAAAAUGGCGAACUGAAACUUCAUCAAUUUUGACCUUUUUUUUUUCCCUUCCAAAUUUUCAGUCUCAAUCAAAAACUCAUACAAUUAAUUAAUCGAUUUCAUUUGCAUUAAAUUCCAUAUACUGAUUUUUUUCUCAAUCAACGAAAAACAAUGGAGGAUUUUCGGGAGGAGAGAGAAAAUAAACCGAUAGAACUAAGAGCAGUUGAAGCGUUAGGGUUAGGGUUUGAUCUAACAUCGGAUUUUAGGUUGAAAUUUGCUAAAAAAGAAAGACUUGUUGUUUUAGAUGAAGCUCAUAAAAGAAACGUUGUUAUUCCUGGUGGAAACGUUUCGAUUCCUGGUGUUUCUGUUGAUAUUCGUUGCGAUAAAGGUGAACAAUUGCGGUUUAAGUCUGAUGUUCUUCAAUUUAAUCAGAUGUCAGAGUUACUAAAUCAAAGAUCUUCUGUGCAAGGAAAAGUGCCUUCUGGCUACUUCAAUGCUAUCUUUAAUUUUAGUGGAGCUUGGUUAAAUGAUGCUGCAGAAAGCAAACAUCUAGCUUUUGAUGGUUACUUUGUUGCUUUGUACCACUUGCACUUAAUGGCAUCUGCCAUUGUUCUCCAUGAUAAAGUGAAAAAGUCUGUUCCUUCACAUUGGGAUCCUGCAUCAUUGUCAAGGUUUAUCCAGAAAUACGGGACACACAUUAUCGUCGGCUUGGCUGUUGGAGGUCAAGAUUUAAUUUGUGUCAGACAGACCCCUUCAUCAGAAAUCCCACCUGCUGAACUCAGAGCGCAUCUGGAAGAUCUUGGAGAUGCGCUAUUCUCUGAUGAAAAAGAUCCACUAUUACAGCGAAAAGCUAGGGACGGAAACCAAAAGGCUCCCGAGGUCUUCAGUCGGAUCCUGCAGACCAAUAGCAUACGGUUAACGAGUGUUGUAGAAACAUCAAAUAAGGAUGGACUCUCUGUUAUACGUUCACGAAGAGGGGGAGAUGUUUAUCUGCAUAGUCACUCCCAAUGGCUCCAGACAGUGCCUAGCCACCCUGAUGCAAUUCUCUUUAAGUUUGUUCCUAUUACAUCUCUCCUUACUGGAAUCCCAGGCAGUGGUUAUCUUAGCCAUGCUAUUAAUUUGUAUUUGAGAUACAAACCUACUCCAGAUGAUCUGCAGUGCUUUCUGGAAUUCCAAGUUCCAAGACAAUGGGCACCAAUGUACAACGAGCUUCCCCUUCAGCAUCAAAGAAUAACAUCCUCAUCAUCUAUCCUUCAAUUUAGCUUAUUGGGUCCUAAAAUACAUGUUAAUUCCACCAAGGUCUCGAGUAGUGUGAAACCAGUUGUAGGUCUUCGCCUAUACUUGGAGGGCAAGCACUGCAAUCAACUAGCCAUCCAUGCUCAGCAUCUGACAACCCUGCCUAAUUCUAUGACAUUUUCAUCACCUCAUGAUCAUUGUCAAUGGCGAGGUUCUGAUGAUUUUGAUCCUCAAGGCCAAUUCUUAGAACGGAUUAGAUGGAAGAGGUUCUCAAAAGUCUGCACAUCUGCGGUGAAGCAUGACCCAAACUGGCUCCAGGGUAAAACAACUGGGGUUUUCUUUGUCACUGGAGCACAACUCAUCACGAAAGGGAGGUGGCCGAAGACAGUACUUCACCUCCGAUUGCUCUUCAGUCACCUACCCAACUGCGUGAUCAGAGAUUCUAAUUGGGCUGCCGCCCCACAAUCUUCUCACAAGUCUAGCAUCCUCAUGACAUUAAGCACAACUUUCACCUUCACUCAGAAGCAAAACAACAGCCCGCCUAAAAAGUUACCAGCUGCACUGAACUCAGGUGUUUACCCAAAUGGCCCUCCAGUUCCUGUCAGCAGCCAGAAGCUGCUCAAAUACGUCGAUACUUCUGAGGUGCUACGUGGUCCUCAUGAUGCUCCAGGACAUUGGCUGGUCAUAGCUGCUAAACUUGUGACAGAGGGAGGUAAAAUAGGUUUACAUGUAAAGUUUGCUUUAAUAGAUUAUACAAAUGAUGUGUAAAUUUUUGCUGUACAUAUAUGUCAUUCGAUAAGGUGUUUGCAAUUAUUUUGUACGUCUUGAGGUUAUCUUUAUAAGAAGUGGUGAUUGUGUGAGGGAAAUAGUACCAUAAGCUCUGUGUACAGAAAAAUUAGAAAUUGUGAAAUUUUGUCCCUUCUUUUUUUUCUUUUUUAUUGAAUGUGGAAUAAUACAUCCUUAAUUAUUGCAAUAA